GGUCAUGCUGGGUAGCUGUGGGGGAAGCUAUUGGCAGCUUCAUCCCUGGAUCCUCCUGUGGACAGUUCCCAGUGCCAGAAGCAUCCAGAAAAGCCACCAGAAAAUGAUGCUUUGGAUGAGGAGAACAUCUGAAGAGGCUGCAGGAAACGGCUGUGGCCACACGCUGUUGACACCCCACAGUGGCACUCUGAGCUCCAAGAACUACCCGGGCACAUAUCCUAACCACACCAUGUGUUGCUGGCGGCUUCAAGCUCCCCCGGGUACCUCCCUGCUCCUGGCAUUCGGGGAUGUGGAUCUGGAGCCCUCGGAGCAGUGUGCCCACAGCUCCUUGCUGCUCGCUGACCCCCAGACCGGCACUGCCUACGGGCCCUACUGCAGGAACUCCGUCCCUUCUGCCCCACUCCUGGUGACAAACUCCAGCACCGUGACCGUCCUGUUCAACAGCACCAGCCACCGCUCGGGACGAGGCCUCCUUGUGUCCUAUGCCACCUCGCAGCACCCAGACCUGGUCUCCUGCCUUGUUCGAGGCACCCAUUACACCCAGGAGCAUAUCAGUGUGUACUGCCCUGCGGGCUGCAAGGACAUCCAUGGGGACAUCUGGGGCAACCCGAGCCAGGGCUACCAGGACACAUCGGUGCUGUGCAAGGCAGCUGUGCAUGCUGGGGUGAUUGCGGAUGAACUGGGAGGGCAGAUCACCCUGUCUCGGGAGAAGGGAAUCACACUCUAUGAGUCAGCCUUUGCCAACGGGCUCCGCUCCAAAAGGGGAUCUCUGUCCGAGAAGCGACUUGUAUUCCAUAAAGCCUGUGAUGAUGUUCUGGAGGUGGUCACCUUCAAUGCCUCGUCCUGGUGGCAUGAGGUGGACAUGCUGGGCCAGGACCGAGCCUGGGUGGCUGAACGGGCAGCACUUAACACCACUGGCCACUCCUGGGCAGCUGAACCCGGUGCCAAGGCUGCCUGGCUGGAGCUGGACCUGGGCACCCGAAGGAAUGUCACAGGCAUCAUCACAAAGGGUUCCUCCGAGCAGCACGACUACUACGUGACGUCCUACCAUGUCUCCUCUAGCCGCGACGGGAAGAAUUGGAGACCCUACAGAGGCAGCAGUGGUCAGGAGGACAAGGUGUUUGAAGGAAAUGCUGACAACCAGGGGGAGGUCUCUAAUGCCUUUAUCCCCCCCAUCGUCGCCCGCUACAUCCGUGUCACACCACAGAGCUGGCACCAGCGCGUUGCCCUCAAGGUGGCCCUGGUGGGCUGCCAGCUGGCACGGGUCCGCGUGCCCCAUCCCUAUGUGCCCAGUGUCCCCAAGGAGGUGCUUGAACCCACCAGCCACGCAGCCAGCUGCACCCCCAUCCCUGGCAUCGCUCUUGACCCGGAGAAAGCAGGCUCCACACUGCUGGUGAUGCUGCUUAUUGGUGGCUUUGUGCUACUCUGCUCCUGCCUCCUGCUCCUGGCUUUCCUCUGCCACAGGAAGAGGAAGUCAGAAGUGGAGCUGAACUGCAGGAUCACAAAAGGGUACCCCAAGCUGGAGUCGAGCCAGGUCUGCUCCCUGCAGAGCAUGCCAACCCCCAGUCCAGCCUCCUUCCCCACAGCCCCCACACCAGGGGACCUCAGCUGGACCCAUUCGCCAGAGUACACUGAGCCAGACCUGGUGCAGGUGAGCCCCAGCAGCCAGACGGGUCCCUCCACCUUCAAGCUGCUCUUGGAAGAGGGCUACGCUCUACCACUGGUCCUGAACCACUAUGACGUCCCAGGGAAGCACCAUGAGUACGCGGAGCCGCUGCCGCCAGAGCCUGAGUACGCCAUGCCAUUCAGUGAGCUGGAGCCCACCGGGAUGCGCCACAGCACCUGCAUCAUCACAGGAGCUGCCGGGUGCCCCCCAGUGCAGUACCAGAGCCCUGCCCCGCGGCCCGGGGAGCUGCCAGCUGCGGCGCAGGGGACCGGCAGCCCCUGUCCUGAGGGGGCCCGUGCGUGGCCUGGGCACUGUCCCCUCACGCACGUGUACCAUGAAGCUUUGUAAGGAGGGGAGUACAGCAGCACGAUAUUGGGCAGGGGGAAGGCACAUAAAGGAGGACCUUCCCCGUGCUCACAGUGGGCUUUUUUAAAGUAAUCAUAUGUAAAUCUAUGUUUUAUAUAUAGAAAGACAGAUAUGGAGUGGAGUGCCCUGCACUGCCUGCUGGCCGGAGAUGCAGUCAAUCCACCGGGCUAGAGUGUUAAAGUCCUUGUCUCACCUUUCCCACCGUCUGCGUGUCAUAACUUCCCUCCCGCCCCAGCCUGGCAGCCGCUCGUGGAGACGUGAGGCAAUACCGCGGGGCACCACGAGCCCGCCGCAGCGCACACGCCGCCCAAAGCCGUUCUCUGCCGUUCUCUGCCGUUCACCGAUUGGGGCGCGCCGGAACAGGCGGUUACCGGCAGCCCUCCCUCACAAAAAUUGUGCUUCCGAAAUCUCUUGAUGUCGAUUCCGCGCGGGCGGCGCGCGGCCCCCCCCGUGCCACGCACGGCAGAAGCCCUUUUUAAAGCGCCAGGCUGCCCCCGCUCAAAAAGGGAACGCGCCGGUGUACCGGCCAGGACAGGGCGACAGACGCCGCAGAUACUAAACAUGAAGUUCGGUAUUUCUAUUCUUUCA
Messenger RNA from Passer montanus (Eurasian tree sparrow), 2620 nucleotides. Its product is annotated as discoidin, CUB and LCCL domain-containing protein 1-like. The record is from RefSeq and is a predicted model, not a curated record. The transcript has 15 exons. Bases 5 to 2014 code for a protein of 669 amino acids. Lineage: Eukaryota; Metazoa; Chordata; Aves; Passeriformes; Passeridae.